This is a messenger RNA of Penicillium verrucosum, 342 nucleotides long. RefSeq lists its product as uncharacterized. The transcript has a single exon. The coding region runs from base 1 to 342 and encodes 113 amino acids. The record is from RefSeq and is a predicted model, not a curated record. Lineage: Eukaryota; Fungi; Ascomycota; Eurotiomycetes; Eurotiales; Aspergillaceae.
AUGGAGGCCAUCGAGAUGGCCGUGUUGUCGGACCGCUGGUCUAUGGAGAUGGGGCCUCCAACCUCCCAAUUCACCGAUGAGGUAUGUGCUGCCCCCGAGACCAGUGUAACCUCCCACUACGGGGCCAGCUGUCGGGCUGCGACCCCCCGGUUUGCCGAUCUUAGGACUCCGGUUAUUCCUCCUGAUUACCAGCAGAUCCCAGGGUACGAAGCCCACCGUCAGCGACAGGAGACUCGCGCACUCAUGGGAUCGAUUGCGGAGCGCCGGGGCAAGCCUACCCCCGCCCCAAUCUUGAUCUAUGGUGACGCUCCGAGUCCUCCGUCGCGCCGACGACGUUGGUAA